GGGGCCUUCACAGUCCAAGGGUUACCACCUAGACCCCACCCCCUGGGUAGACCUCUCUCCCUCUGGCUGUAAUUCCACAGUUAGAACUUCAUACCUUUGGCUUACAGCUACAUUUUCUGUUACCAUGUGGAUGCCCCAGGUGGAGGGGCCCACUCCUGCCUAAGAACACCAUGCAUGCAGGAACACUGCAGGGAGCCCAACAGUCAGCUGUCGGAGAGAAGGGGGCAGUGGCAUUGACAGACGUCUAGAAAGGCAUGGCUCUGAGUCAGAGGGCUAGUCUGGUCCUCUGUGAAGACCCAAAGAAGACACCCAGCUUCAACUCCACUGGGGCCCCCGGUUUAGGCUCUGGCACCAUCCCCGGGCCAAACUCAGACACAGACCUCGUUCCUGCCUUGAAUCCACCCCCGAGUCCUGGCUUGGCUCUUGUUCCAGACCUUCAUCCAAUCCUGAGUCCUGUCUCCGAGGAGGCCCCUGGCCUCGUGUCUGAGAACACCCCCAGACCUGAUGAGAGCGGGGCCGUGGCUCCAGCCGCCCUCCAGACCACCACUUCCCCCUCCGGUGAGGCCCUGGGCCUGGAGCUGAAUCACAUCUCGAGGCCUGACUCACAGGAGGCCCUACUACGUCCAGCCUCGCAGCUCGUUCUGAGCCCUGACUCUGCCGAGGCCCAGGGUCCGAGCUCGGACAACCACUCUGGGCUGAAUCCUGAGGAGGCCCUCCAGCCCCACUCAAGCAAGUCUUUUGAGUUGGGUCAGAAUAACUCCAAUCCUUCCAGGUCUGAAUCAGACCCAUUUUUAAGGACCUUUUCAAGGGAAGCCCUCGUGCUGGGCCACUGCCUCUCCCGGCCAUGCUCCAAAGCGCUCCUUAUCCCAGCCUCAGGCUCCUUGGAGUCCCACUCCAAUCACCGGCUCAGCGUGGGCUCCAGAACUGUCUCCAAGCUGGACCUGAAAGGGGCUCCCGGUUCCUGUGGGAACCUAAGCCCCAGCACCAACGAGACCAUCGCUUUGGUCUCUCAGGACAUCGCUGGGUCUGUUUCAAAAGGAGCCUUUGGUGCCGCCUGGAGCACGAGUUCCAAGGCAAACAUCAACGUGGCUUUAAAUAGCAAUUCCAGGUCUGAUUUGAACAUGACCGUCACCCAGGCCUCCUGCUUGACCCUGAUUCCUGGCUUCCAGGAUGAUACCAGCCUGCACUCCAGCACCCUCAGACCCAACUCGGCCCUUUCUCCAGCCUCGUGCAUGACCCUGAUCAUGGGCUCCAAGGAGACCCUGAGCCUGAGCUCGAGCCUCAUCUUUAGCGACACGUCCACCCUGACCCUGAGCAGCCAGCAGGAUGAUUCCGAGGACAACACCAUCCACACCGUGCCCCUGGAGGAAAGCCAGAGCUGGAGCGAGAUGGCCAACGCCGAGAUGAGCCGGUUCCCGCUGGUGUUCCCCACCUGCAACACCGCAGACAAGGGCACUGCAGCCUUCCACAGCGCCUCUGAGCGAGCCUUCCAUGAAGAGACCUCAUGCCUGGUGAACGUACCAGGGAAGAGAGAGGAUGGCAACAAAACGACUCUGGUUGAGAAUGCUGUCGCCCUCCAGAAGAGCCAGGAUGUGCCGGAAGGUGAAGGAGAGAAGAAGACCAUGAUGAAGAAGAUGAUGAGGCAGAUCCAGGAGGAGCCGCUGGAUUCCCUCUCCAGCUCCAUCCGCCAGCAGGCCAUGGAGACCCUGACGCAGCUGAGCCACACCCAGCCGGCCCUGGGUGUCCGGGAGCGGUCCGAGCUGGUGAACACGUGCGUGCGGAGUGUGUUCUCGCUGCCCUCGGUGCAGGCCAUGCAGGAGAAGGAUGAGGCCAAGGCUGAGAGCAUCCAGAUACUCUACCGCCAGACCGUGGAUGCCCUGCAGACACUGCUCAACGCUCUCUUUGUUGAGGACCCCACUCCUGCUGGGCUGAAGAGCAUUUUGGAGCCCCUGGGGCCCUGGAUGAACUCCGGAAAGGCCCAUGAACGAGCACGCGCUGUGAACAGCAAUGUCUCUUUGUUGAACCAUACGCUUCUCACCCUGCCUUUCUUUAUGUCUUCGGGAUUCCCUGCGCUGGGGCUUCUGCUGGGGAGACUCAUCCUUCGCAUCGGGGAUCCUGAGGAGGACAUUGGCCGGGAGGCUUUGGAUGGCAUCGCCAUCCUCUACACCAUCCUGGAGCUCCAGAAACGGACCAGAGAUAAGAGGGAGACCAACAAGAAGGAACUGUAUGAGAGCAACAAGCGGUUCCUGGGGCCCUACAACCCUGCCAGCCCGUGCCAGAACAUUCUGCGUGUCAUCGCGGAGUUCGGAGACUUCCUGGGGCCCCAGCAGGUCAAGGACCUGCUGCUAGCCGCCCUGGAAGGGCUGACCGGCGGCUCGGAGGCGGAGGCCCGGGGCAGAGACUCGGGGGAGAUGAUGCAGCUGGCCUCGGAGGUGACGCUCAGCUCAGUGCUGGAGUGGUACCGGCACAGGGCGCUGGAGGUGAUCCCAGAAAUCAUGCAGGCCAUCUACAUGCAGCUGAGCCACAUCCAGGAGCCCCGGGCCCGCGAGGUGGCCCUGCUGCCCAUCUCUCUCCUGGCCAGCUCGUUCAUGACCGAGGUCGUCGUGGCCCUGCUCAUGUGCCCCCUCCCACUGGACAGCAAUGGAGCAGAGAUGUGGAGGCAGCUGAUACUGGGCAAGCCCAGCUGUGAUGUCCGAGAACUCCUGGACCUGCUCCUGACCAGCCUGAAGGAGAGGCCUGUCACCAAGAAGGGCAGGGCCUCCAUCGUGCCCCUAGCGGCAGCCAGCGGCCUGUGCGAGCUCCUGUCGGUGAGCAGCUGCCUGGGCCGCGUGAGGCGCAUCUACCCCCAGCUGCUCCUGGCCCUGCUCAUUCAGGUCCAUUACCACAUCGGCCUCAACCUGCCUCGCCGCCCGCCUUCCCAGCCUGCCCGCAGGGACGCCAAGAAGAACGCACAGCCCUCCGUCUUCGAACCCGUGCGCUGGGUGGUCAAAGUGGUGAAAACCCUGCUGCUGAAGAUGGGCUGCUCAUACGAGGCCACCUUUCUGGAUGACCAGGGCGGCUGGGAGCUCCUGGGGCAGGCGGAGAACCACCACCGCGGCGUGUCCCUGCUGGCCAGGGCCAUGGUGCAGUACUCCUGCCAGGAGCGGUGCCGCAUCCUCUACCUGCUCAUCCCGCUUCUGGAGCGAGGCGAUGAGAAGCACAAGAUCACGGCCACUGCCUUCUUCGUGGAGCUCUUCCAGAUGGAGCAGGUGCGGCGCAUCCCCGAGGAGUACUCUUUGGGGCGGAUGGCGGAAGGCCUGAACCACCACAACCCCAUCAUGAAGGUGCUGUCCAUCCGAGGCCUGGUCAUCCUGGCCCGCAAGACUGAGAAGACCGCCAAGGUGCAGGCCCUCCUGCCCUCCAUGGUGAAGGGCCUGAAGAGCGUGGACGGGCUGCUGGUGAUGGAGGCGGGCCACAACCUCAAGACCAUCUUCAAGGGGCAGGACCGGAAGCUGAAUGACAGCUCGGUCUACGUGGAGUUGCUGCAGAUCCUGCUGCCACACUUCAGUGACUCACGCGAGGACGUGCGCUCCUCCUGCAUCAACCUGUACGGCAAGGUGGUCCAGAAGCUGCGGUCACCCUGCACGCCUGCCAUGGAGGAGCAGCUGGUCAGCACCCUGGUGCCCCUGCUGCUGACCAUGCAAGAGGGCAACACCAAGGUGGGCCAGUUAUGCGUGAAGACCCUGUUCCGCUGCUCUUGCUUCAUGGCUUGGGAAUUGCCAAAAAGAGCUUACAGCCGGAAGCCCUGGGACAGCCAGCAGCAGGCGGUGACCAAAAUUUGCAGCUACCUUGUGAACACCCACCGAGACAGUGCCUCCACAUUCCUCAGCCAGAGCCUGGAGUACUCCAAGAACCCCCGCGCCUCCCUCCGGAAGUCCUCGGUCCUGUUCAUAGGGUCCCUGGUCCCCUUCAUGGAUAGCACAAUGACGGAAGAGCGUCUGAAUGAAGUUAAAGCCGCUCUGGAAAACUUGAGACAUGACCCGGAAGCAUCGGUGUGCAUCUGUGCGGCCCAAGCCCAGGACAACAUCCAGGCCAGCUGCUGGCGGACCUCCUGGCCUCUGCCACAUGGGGACCUGUGGGUGUGUGACCCGGCCGCCACGCACCGCUGGAGCUCCAGCUGCGAGAACCUGCCCACGUCCCACCAGCCACGCUCCUGGAUCAUGCAGGCCCUGGGCUCCUGGACGAUGUCCUUGAAGCAGUGAUGUCCCUGAGCCCCAGCCCUCUGCAGGGGAGGCCCUGGCCCCAGCCAUGCUCACUAUAAAUGCCACGUGGCUCACCUCUC
Molecule: messenger RNA, 4321 nt
Organism: Eptesicus fuscus (big brown bat)
Lineage: Eukaryota; Metazoa; Chordata; Mammalia; Chiroptera; Vespertilionidae
Gene: MROH7
Product: maestro heat like repeat family member 7
Exons: 24
Coding region: 255-4241 (1328 amino acids)
Cellular component (GO): cytoplasm
Source: RefSeq, a predicted model, not a curated record